Messenger RNA from Candidula unifasciata, 623 nucleotides. The record is from the annotation of a GenBank genome assembly. NCBI's taxonomy places the organism in Eukaryota, Metazoa, Mollusca, Gastropoda, Stylommatophora, Geomitridae.
GUGUGUACCCUACAUCACUCUCUCCAGGUGUGUACCCUACAUCACUCUCUCUCCAGAUGUGUACCCUACAUCACUCUCUCCAGGUGUGGACCCUGCAUCACUCUCUCCAGGUGUGUACCCUGCAUCACUUUCUCCAGGUGUGUACCCUACAUCACUCUCUCCAGGUGUGUACCCUACAUCACUCUCUCCAGGUGUGUACCCUACAUCACUUUCUCCAGGUGUGUACCCUGCAUCACUCUAUCCAGGUGUUUACCCUGCAUCACUCUCUCCAGGUGUGUACCCUACAUCACUCUCUCCAGGUGUGUACCCUACAUCACUCUCUCCAGGUGUGUACCCUACAUCACUCUCUCCAGGUGUGUACCCUACAUCACUCUCUCCAGGUGUUUACCCUGCAUCACUCUCUCCAGGUGUGUACCCUACAUCACUCUCUCCAGGUGUGUACCAUACAUCACUCUCUCCAGGUGUGUACCCUACAUCACUCUCUCCAGGUGUGUACCCUACAUCACUCUCUCCAGGUGUUUACCCUGCAUCACUCUCUCCAGGUGUGUACCCUGCAUCACUUUCUCCAGGUGUGUACCCUACAUCACUUUCUCCAGGUGUGUACCCUACAUCACUCUCUCCAG